Messenger RNA from Siniperca chuatsi (mandarin fish), 3605 nucleotides. It is a transcript of the gene mbip, whose product is annotated as MAP3K12 binding inhibitory protein 1. NCBI's taxonomy places the organism in Eukaryota, Metazoa, Chordata, Actinopteri, Centrarchiformes, Sinipercidae. Gene Ontology annotation, cellular component: cytosol. The transcript has 9 exons. The coding region runs from base 53 to 1066 and encodes 337 amino acids. The record is from RefSeq and is a predicted model, not a curated record.
UGUCUCAGUCGCACCAAUCAGCGGGCAGUAUUGUGCUGGCGUUGCAACUGCAAUGGCGGAGACAAUGAAGCUGAGUGGAAAUCAUGCUUAUCCUGAUGAAUCCAGUGAAAUGUCCAGUUACAGGGACUGCGUGUGUGUGAUACUGAAGCUGCUAGCAGACUUCGGGAAAGAGCUCAAAUUAAGUGAUGCUGCUCUGAGAAUAGAAGUCAACAUCAACGCUGUGGAUCUUCCGUCAUCUCCAGAUACUCACGUGUACAGCUCUUUGCAGGAGCAUAUCACUAAAUUACAGGCUGUUUCAGAAAGCUUAAAGACACUAGUGGAUGCUGAUGGUGAUACAUCAUCUACAAAAGACAACACAUGUGAUUAUGCUGUCACCUCAUCGUCACUCAAAGAGCAGACGACCGCGCUGUCUGAGCACCAUCCUCCCAGCUCAGAGGCUGCAGAAAGCAAGACGGCGGCUGAUGAUGUCAUGGUUCAGAUCAGAGCCAGGAAGUCAGAGAUUGAGCGAAGAAUAUCUGCAUUUAUGGAACGCAAGCAGAUGGAGAUCAAUGAAAACAAUGUACGCGAGUUUUGCAACGUGAUCGACUGCAAUCAGGAAAACAGCUGUGCCAGAACAGAUGCAGUUUUCACUCCUUAUCCAGGUUUUAAAAGCCACGUGAAAGUUACCCGGGUGGUUAACACUUACGGGCCCCAGACUCGUGGUGGAGGAGGCCAAGGAGAGGCAGGGGAGCAGCAGAGGGGACCGAUGGCAAGAGACUGCGGAAAUGCAGCCAUAGAAGAACGACUUCACAACAUCGAGACUCACCUUAAACUCCCAACAGCGGGCCCAGUUCCAUUAAGUGUCUACCAGAGACUAAAGAAGCUGGAGGAUCGUAUCCUCGAGUUGGAGGGACUCUCACCCGAGUACUUUCUGUCCAUGAGUCACCUUCACAAGCGACCAAAGACAUCCCCUGCUCAGGCCUGCAGCCUGACAGAGCUGGAUGAGAAGAUCAGUGCAGUGAAAGAGGCACUACUGAAGAGGGCGAAUGAAUUUGGGCCUGGAUAUGGAACAGAGUGUCAACUGUAACAUACCCACAAACCACUGCUCCAGACACAAUAUGUCCGUUAAUGCAUUCAACAAGUAUCAUUGGUUUCUUUUUGUAUUCCUCACCUCUCCAUUAGUACCAUUCUCACAAUAUGCGAUUAAAAACACAAACAUUUCAUAUGAGCUUCCUUUCAUGGCCAUUACAGACAGAAAAACUGUAUUCCUCUGAAUAGUUUUGUAGUUAACUAAGAUUUUAUUGCUCCGUAAAUGGUGUUUUUUCCUUCAUGAAAACUUGGACUAGUAAUUUAAUCAUGAGCUUUACAUGUCAACUAUUAACUGUAAUGUCAUUCCUUUAUUGGUAGAAAACAGUGCUGCAACUAAUGAUUAUUUUCAUUUUCAAUUAAUAUUCCAGUUUCUUACUCUAUGAAUCGUUUGGUCUAUAAAACGCAAGCAAAUGGUGGAAACUUCCUAAAGCUCAUGGUGGCAUCUUCAUUGGUCUUGUUUAGUCUGAAUAGCAGUCCAGAACCAAUAGAUAUUCAAUUUACUAUCAUUUACAUUUGAAAAGCUCUAAUAAGGACCAGUAUGUAAGAUUUAAGGGGAUCUAUUGGCAGAAUAUGGCAGAAACUGAAUAUAAUAUUCAUAAGUAUGUUUUCAUUAGUAUGUAAUCACCUGAAAAUAAGAAUCAUAGUGUUUUCGUUACCUUAGAAUAAGCCCUUUAUAUCUACAGAGAGAGCGGGUCCGCUUCUAUGGAGUCUGCCAUGUUGCACCUCCAUGUUUCUACAGUAGCCCAGAAUGGACAAACCAAACACUGUCUCUAGAAAGGGCCUUUUGCAUUUUUCGCGGCCACCGUAGGUUCUCCUACACGCUUGGAAGGGGAGGGUGAGGCAAGGGGUACUCAGUUAGUUGCAACCUCACCGCUAGAUGCCACUAAAUCCUACACACUGGUUCUUUAAAUUAUAACUUAAAGGAUUAAUGAAUCAUCGAUUGUUGCUUAUUCAUUUUCUUACAAUUGUUUCAGCUGUAAUAGAUAAUACAACAAUCCUGAACUACACCUUUAAAAAAAAAUGAUAUUCAUUUAUCAUGGCUGUUUAACAUUUUCAUCUUUAAUGUCUAAUGCUGGAAAGGUGUGUGUGUGUGUGUAAUCAUGUCUGUGUGUGUAAUUGAGAUGAAUCUGAGAGAGCACCUGAUUUAUCUGCCUGACUGCUGUGUGACAAUGAUCACCCCUAAUGGUUGUCAUUAUAACAAAUGACCUGAUUACUGCAACUCUGUUUGGAAAACAUAUCUGAGACCCAACAAACCAGCAUUAAAUGGGACGCUGCUGUGUUUGACGCUGUGGCAUGUUUAUAAAAGGCUUUCGCAUAGAGCUUUAACUGAGCAAUCGGCUGAAGUAAUGAUUCAGACUUUUUUUGUCAGUAAUGAGUAAACCCAGCCAUAUUCUUCGUACAUGACGUGAUUUGACAUGAGUCUGGAUUUUUAGGUUUUUCGAGCCGCUUUAAAAUUCAUCUUGAACUGUUGUCAGAGCAACAAAUCCUUAAGCCCAAACCUCCAAAAGUGUAGAUUAUUGACAGCUGGAUAAUGUUUUAUGGUGAGCCCUAAACAUGAACUAAUUUUCAGACACAAAUAGCUCACUUUCUUAGAUUCAUAAUAAAAGAGUGUUGAUAUAAAUACCAUUUUGAGAACAGGCAGCGUUAUUGAGAAGUCAUUAUGAUCUGUUGGUGUAAUUAUCACAACAAAAGUUUCGUAAUGAAUAGUUACCCAUACUUAUACAUGAUGAAAUAUAAAACAAAAUAUAGUUUGAGAUACUGUGAAAAAGAAAUAAACUCAACUAAAAGAUUCUGACUGUUAAAAGACCAAUGGAGCCAGAACAUAUGGCAUUUCAUUUUAAAUUAAAUGAGUAACUGCAGGACUUGCUUUGCUGAAAAUUGUUCAUGCACUUAAAGCUGCUUUUUAAGAGAUUUUAGAAUGGUUUCAUUUUCAUAGCAUUUGCAGUCAUGUUUCAUAACAUCACUUGCAGUCUAACCAUAUUCACUGGUAAUAUCUAAUGUUUAACAGUGGUGAAAGUGUGGAAACAUUGCGCAAAGUAGAUUACACCAAAAUUACACCAGUAACAAUGCAGAAACACAAAAAAUGAGAUUUGAAUCCAUGAAUCUAUUACCCCAGUGCAUGCUGGGAGGAUAAAUGCAAUCACAUGAUCAGCACUCAGCCAGUCAUAUUAACACUGAUCAUUAUUUCAACUCUACUCAUUUUGCCUUUAUUUCAAAAUAAUAGUGCACUGAUAUUCAAGAUAGCAUCAUCCAGGAUCGACAAAUCAGUCCUCAAACUGCAUCCGAAGAACCAAAUUAGCUGGAUGAGAAUAAACAGGAUUAUUUCAGCCUGAUAACAGCAUGUUAGCCUGAAUUAGUUACACCACGUUUGAAAAACAGGAUGAUGAAGGAUUAUUGUAUUAUGUUGAAACUGCAGUCAAGGAUUAUUUGAGUUUUGUUGUUAUUAGGGUAUCUGUUUGCAUUGGUGGAGGGAGUAUUCAGGUCCAAAUGUAAAAGUAACAAUACAACAAACAAAGUAAAAAAUAUUACACUUUAAA